ACUUUGUAGUUUAUUGCGCGUCAGGCGGUAUGAAUCCCGAUCCCAGCGAGCAAUCACCGAAAUACUGCGACUACUUCAAGCAUCUUCUUGUCGAGGAGAUUGCACUGGUGCCCGAUUAUAGACAGCUUCAUUACGGAAAGUGUGCAGUAAGCGGCGUUUUGGGCAUAGAAACGGAUGGUUUCAAAUUACAAAACUUGCGUUUAGUACACCUGCCCUGCGAGAAUACCUUGCCUGCUGAAACGCUUUCUGUCCGCCUGCUUAACAUCAAUUACGAAAUCGUCAACUCGGAGAAAUUGGCCGACGGAUCUCCUUGCAUUGUUCGGGGUGAGGUUGUGCUUUGCAAUGUGCUGGGUCCCGGCGCUUUGAUGACCGCACGUGGCAUCCACGAAUUGUAUUUGGAAAGCGAAACAGAGCGUGACAAAUUGAUGAAUUACUUGGAAAAAACGUACAAGCCGGCCAUCAACGUGUGGUUCAUAAAACGUAUAAACCAAGCAGUUGACUUAACUGAACGCAAGCUUGAGAUUAGACUGCUAUGUGACGAAAAAGACUGUAGUUAAAAUAUCUCAUGAUAUGAACACGCAUUUUU
This is a messenger RNA of Scaptodrosophila lebanonensis, 586 nucleotides long. RefSeq lists its product as uncharacterized. The coding region runs from base 30 to 557 and encodes 175 amino acids. The transcript is spliced from 2 exons. Lineage: Eukaryota; Metazoa; Arthropoda; Insecta; Diptera; Drosophilidae. The record is from RefSeq and is a predicted model, not a curated record.